CCAACCUCUAAAGUCCGGGAAGCCCACUCACCCCCCGCACUCUUCUUAUUCCUCGCCUCCGCCACCGGAGGCUCCGUCAUCGCCGGCGCCGCAGCUAGCGCACGGGCUCCCGGCGAUAGGAUAUCUCACGCAACCUCGUCGAAUACCUCGCACCGCAGGCCUCAUACCAGAUUGCGCGACCGCCGCAGAAACACAUUUUCAGGCCUUCCACCGUCAGAGGCCACCUCAAAUUCUGCGCUUUUGUCGUUGGCGCCCACCUCCCCUCUACUGGUGCGGUGGUGCCAGAGGUGCAGAUCCAUCCGGACUUGAACUGGUCUCCUCUUCUGUGGGCAGGACCUGACAUGCCAUAGGCUCUAUUUGCUUCUGAGGGAAGCGAACUGGUUCAAGGUGCUAUGCUUUUGGAUGGUUUAAGGAAGGGUUGUAAGCCUUGCGUGGAUAACAUUUUAUAUUAAGGAAGAUUUAGGGAACCAAUUUGGAAAUCAGUACAAUGGAGUGCAACAGAGAAGAGGCCUUGAAGGCCAGAGAAAUUGCUGCCAAGAAGUUGGAAAACAAAGAUUUUGUUGGUGCUAAAAGGAUUGCCCUUAAAGCACAGAGAAUUUUUCCAGAGGUUGAGAACAUACUCCAGCUGUUAACUGUCUGUGAAGUACAUUGUGCAGCAGAAGCAAAGAUAAAUGGAAUGUUGGACUUUUAUGGAAUUCUCCAAGCGGAAGGGACAGCGGAUGAGAUGACCAUAAAGAAGCAAUAUCGUAAGCUUGUUCUCUCACUCCACCCUGAUAAAAACAGUUAUGCUGGUGCAGAAUCUGCUUUCAAGUUUGUUGCAGAAGCAUACUCAACAUUGUCUGAUCGAGCAAAACGAUAUGCAUAUGACAUCAAAUAUAAGGUUGCUUCUAAAAUUGCACCAAAGCAGGCUAAACAACCGACACAGGCUGCAGAACCAACACGGGCUGCACAACCAAAUCAGGCUACACAACCAAAACAGGCUGCAAAAACAAAGCAGGCUGCAAGACCAAAGCAGACUGCAAAACCAAAACAGGCUACACAACCUAAUACGGCUAAGGAACCAGAACAGGCUACACGGCCAAUGCAGGCUACAGAACUAAAGCAAACCAAUCAGCCGAAGCAGGCUACAGAACCAGUGAAGACUACAGAGCGAAGUAACAAAAAUGAUGCCAAUAGAAGUAGCACAGCAGGAUAUGGACCAUCAGGUUCACCACCCACAGAUGGGUGGACAUUCUGGACAGUGUGCAUCCACUGUGAAACAAAAUAUAAGUACUAUGGUGACGUACUGAAUCGUCAGACUCGCUGUCAGAACUGCAAGCAAAAUUUCUUUGCAUACAAGAUAGGCGAAGAAGAUGUGCCUUCUGUGUUCUCGUCAAAAGCAGCCAAUGGUGCUGGGCAACAGGGCUGUGUUCCCACUCAACAAGGCUGUUCAACAAAUUUCUCUUCGAAAGAGAACAAACAGGCAAGGCACGUGAUGAAUGGAGCACAAUCUGGUGAACAAAUGAAGAGGGGUUCAAAACCAAGUGGUGAGGGUAUGGUUAAUCAUACAGAGACAAGUGGAAAAGGAGUUGAUUUUUCUGCAAGGAAUCCAUCUAAAGCAUCUGCAGCAAAUGGAAAUGAUAGGGCAGAUGAUAGGAUGGCAUCUGACGCUAUCGGACAAGGUUUUGGUGAUGGGCAAAACCUAGGUAGUGGGGUGGACACAUCAGGAGAGCCAGGUGCUGCAGGGACCCCUAAUCCACGGAGAUCUUCUAGGAGAAAGGCAUGUGAUGAUGGCAACAACAUCCUGAAUUCUCCAAAUAAAAAGAGUCGGAAACUCAAAGAUUGGUUCUCAAAUGCUGCCUUCAGUUCUAAUAAAGUGUUUGAUGAUAAUGUUGCCCAUGCUGAUGGAAGGGCUAGUGAACCUCAUGUCCCUAGCAACACAAAUAAAGAAGGGAAAGAUUGUACUGUUAGCGAAGGCAAUCUAAGAAACAACAAAGAAGCUUGUGAUGCAACUGCUGAGAAGCCUUGCAAUGCUGGGAGCUUCACAUACCCUGACCCAGAAUUUUUUAACUUUGAUGAGCGCAGGGAUGUCAAUCUGUUUGCAGUUGAUCAGAUAUGGGUACUUUAUGACGACCUUGAUGCCAUGCCAAGAUAUUAUGCUAGAAUAAGAAGUCUUGAUACUACCAACUUCAGAGUUCAGUUCACUUGGCUGGAGCAUGAUGCAGCAAACGAUGAGGAGGAUGAAUGGACUGAUAAUAAACUGCCUGUGGCUUGUGGGAACUUCAAAUUAGGAGAUACAGAGGUGUCAGAAGAUCCCCUCAUGUUUUCUCACAUUGUUUCAUGGGCGAAAGGCAGAAAAAGGGGUUCUUAUGUAAUACAUCCAAUUAAGGGUCAGGUAUGGGCCCUUUAUAAGGGCUGGUGUAUGCAGUGGAUCUCAGAUGCAGACAAUCAUAGAUCCUAUGAGUAUGAAGUUGUGGAGGUUCUUUCAAACUUCACGAUGGAAGCUGGUGUCACUGUUAUCCCCUUGGUUAAGGUUGAAGGUUUCGUGAGUUUGUUUGCAAGAACAAAGGACAAAUCAUCAUUUGCUAUACCAUCAAGUGAACUACUUCGAUUUUCCCACAAUAUCCCAUUUUUCCGAACAAAGGGAAAUGAGAAGGUCGGUGUCCCAUGUGGAUUUCUUGAACUAGAUACUGUAUCGCUUCCUAGCAACCUGGACGUAGCAUUUCCGCCAGUUACUCUUGAUUCUUGUGUGCCAAUCAACAACACAAUGAAUGAAUUUGUUGAUUUGACUGGCAAUACUACACCUGGCCCUGGAAAUGAACAAAGUGCACAAAAGGGAAAUCAGAGACAUGCAGGAAGGUGGAAAAAUCAUUCCCUUGUAACUCCUACUCAGCAGCAUAAUGCAUGUCGUGUUAGUAUGUCCAGUUAUUCCACCCAGCAAGGCUGCCCCUCCCCCACUAUUUUUACGUAUCCAGAAACAGUAUUCUACAACUUUGAAGAAGGCCGGUCAUAUAAUAAGUUUGAACGAGGCCAGAUAUGGGCUCUUUACAGUGAUUUUGAUAAACUUCCCAAAUACUAUGGUUGGGUUACCAAAGUUGAUCUGGAUCCAUUUGGAGUGCAUCUGACUUGGCUGGAAGCUCGCCCUCAAUCGGAGCAGGAGAAUAUGUGGUUAGAGCAAGAACUACCUGUGAGCUGCGGGACAUUUAAAAUCCACAACUGGAGGAUCAAGUAUGACACAAAUGAUGCAUUCUCUCAUGUAGUAGAAACCCAAGUUGGUUCGAAACAGUGCUUUGAAAUUCACCCACAAGUAGGGGAGAUCUGGGCAAUUUACUGCAAUUGGUCACCUGGCUGGGUUCCUUCCAGCAAAGAUGCUUGUGAAUAUGCCAUUGGUGAAAUUACUGAGCGCACUGAAGGUAGCACAAAAGUCUUAUUUCUCACUCAGGUAGAGGGCUAUAAAACUGUAUUCAAGCCAGACAAUGAAAGGAGUAUUCUGGAGGUGCCAACAAAGGAUGAUUUGCGGUUUUCUCAUCAGAUACCUUCUUUCCGCCUGACAAAAGAAAAGGGUGGCAAGCUCCGUGGCUUCUAUGAGCUGGAUCCAGCUUCUAUUCCUGAUCCUUACCUCUCUGGGGGUACCCACUGAGGCACUGACUUGCGGAGGCCGAAUUCGGCUGCUCAGAAGGAAGACUAAAUUCCUUCACGUUAAUUGAAGCGGUGAUCAGUUGUAUGCGCUUCGGGAUGUCUGUGCACCGGGCAAGUGUGGCAUCCUUCGUCUUGUAGGCAGAGUAAAAUUUGUAUCUCUAAUGUUGAUGCCUAUGAAACUGUGAUAAUUCUAUUUGGUAGACUGGUAGUGUUAUCUGCAGCCGAGGAGCGGCUGCCUUCUCUAUGAUGUGCUGCAAAACAGCUCCGCGUUAUUUAUUAUGAGCUUCAGGAUCAUGUUGACCAGAGAAACAUCAUACUGUAAAUUUAGCAGUAUCUAUUUUGUUUA
Molecule: messenger RNA, 3964 nt
Organism: Setaria italica (foxtail millet)
Lineage: Eukaryota; Viridiplantae; Streptophyta; Magnoliopsida; Poales; Poaceae
Exons: 3
Coding region: 488-3619 (1043 amino acids)
Source: RefSeq, a predicted model, not a curated record